Fibroporia radiculosa is the source of this 1308-nucleotide messenger RNA. RefSeq lists its product as uncharacterized. Gene Ontology annotation, biological process: mRNA splicing, via spliceosome. Lineage: Eukaryota; Fungi; Basidiomycota; Agaricomycetes; Polyporales; Fibroporiaceae. Gene Ontology annotation, cellular component: catalytic step 2 spliceosome; precatalytic spliceosome; Prp19 complex. Gene Ontology annotation, molecular function: protein binding. The coding region runs from base 1 to 1308 and encodes 435 amino acids. The transcript is spliced from 7 exons. The record is from RefSeq and is a predicted model, not a curated record.
AUGUCAACUUCUACACUCCCGCCGCUCAAUCCGCUGCUGAAAGUAUGCGGGAAGCGGACGCGGGACAUUUUUGCUUCGUGCCCAGAUGAUAGCAUACAGGAGGAGCCCAAAAGUGCUCGUAUCCGGCUGUCCGUCAAGAUAAACGAUGAAUACAAGGAUGUACGAGAGCUUCCUGCCCAACUAUUAACUCAACAAGGGUCCGUGGGUCCCGCACGGCCCAAGGAAAUGCGGAAGGCCAUCACAGCUGGACCUACAUCUGACACAAGCCGUAUGAUUGCAACCAUCGACAGCAAGCCCGCACCACAACCAUCCACAUUCACGAACGCCAACAACCUUUCAAAAGCACUCCAACUACACAAAACGACACGAACAAUCAAACCAACAUAUCAUCCGCCAUGGAAGCUCAUGCGUGUCAUUUCUGGUCACCUGGGCUGGGUACGUAGCGUCGCAGUAGAGCCCGGAAAUCAGUGGUUUGCUACGGGAGCAGGAGAUAGAGUGAUCAAGAUCUGGGACUUGGCGUCAGGAGAGCUGAAGUUGUCAUUAACCGGUCAUAUCUCAACAGUACGGGGGUUGGCAGUGUCUGCACGGCAUCCAUACCUCUUCUCGUGCGGAGAGGAUAAGAUGGUAAAAUGUUGGGAUCUUGAGGCAAACAAGGUAAUUCGGCAUUACCAUGGACACUUGUCAGGUGUCUAUUCGCUGUCACUACAUCCAACACUCGAUGUUCUGGUUACUUCUGGCCGAGAUGCUUCUGCACGCGUGUGGGACAUGCGGACGAAGGCGCAGAUUCAUGUAUUAUCGGGGCAUACCGCGACGGUUGCGGAUGUAAAAUGCCAGGAAUCAGAUCCCCAGGUCAUUACCGGAAGUAUGGAUUCGACUGUCCGACUAUGGGACUUGGCAGCCGGUAAGACGAUGGUAACGCUGACGCACCACAAGAAGUCAGUCCGAGCACUAGCCAUUCAUCCAACGGAAUAUUCGUUCGCUUCAGCGUCAGCUGGCGGGAACAACAUCAAAAAAUGGAAGUGUCCUGAAGGGACAUUUGUGUUCAACUUCAGCGGGCACAACGCUAUCAUCAAUACGCUGUCCGUCAACUCAGAAGGUGUUUUUUUCUCUGGAGGCGAUAACGGGACAUUGUCGCUUUGGGACUACAACACGGGUACUGUUUUCCAGAACUUCGAAGAUAUCCCACAGCCCGGCUCUCUCGAUGCGGAAGCCGGUGUAUUCUGUUCGACAUUUGACAUAACUGGCACGAGGUUGAUUACUGGCGGUGCCGACAAGACUAUCAAGAUUUACGCCGAGCAAUCUCAGUAG